Messenger RNA from Closterium sp. Yama58-4, 1191 nucleotides. Lineage: Eukaryota; Viridiplantae; Streptophyta; Zygnematophyceae; Desmidiales; Closteriaceae. The record is from the annotation of a GenBank genome assembly.
AUGUCGGCGACCUGUUGCGUCUCAUCCUUAUGCCCAAAAAUAUCAGCCUGGAGCGGAUCUCUCACCCAUGGCGCUGCUGCGAUUCGACGGAAAACAUACCCUUCCACGAUAAUCUUUACUUACCGAAAAAAACUCACAGUGCUGCACGUCGUCGCGAAUAAGGAAUUCUUAGUCCGCACGUUUCAGGAGCUCCCGAAGAUCGACAUCUCUCCUCUCGUUGAGUUCUGUUCCGACACGAGCCAUUACCCAGCUAUACUACCAACAAGUUCAUCAGAAGCUUUAUCAGAGGCGUCAUACCCCAGUGACGUCAAGCGGGUUGCCUCGGAGAUCCAUGCAGCUUGCCAGGAAGUCGGCUUUUUCUACCUCACUGGCCAUGGUGUGUCCCAGCAGCUGGUGGACGACGCUCGAGAAGUGGGGAGAGAGUUUUUUGCGCUUGCUGAUGAAAAUAAGAACGAGAUUGCCCUGUCAAAGUCUCCGAUUUUCAGGGGAUAUCAGAGGCUUGGAGAGAACAUCACUCAGGGCCGGCGCGACAUGCAUGAAGCCAUUGAUCUGUACAGGGAGCACCCAGCGGAUCAUCCCCUUGUGCUUUCCGGGAAGCCGCUUCACGGCCCCAACCCAUGGCCCAGUCAACCAGAACGCUUCAGGCUGGUUGUGGAGGAAUAUGUGACUAAGAUGAAAGCUCUGGGGCGCACGGUGCUACGGGGCAUGGCCAUGGGGCUGCACCUCCCACUCGACACCUUUGAGCACGGCAGGGCGGAUGACCCCUUCUGGGUCAUCCGGGUCAUUGGCUAUCCCCCUCUCGCUGCCCACGACACAGAAUCGCUCAGCUGUGGAGAACACACGGAUUACGGCCUCCUCACCUUUGUGAAUCAGGAUCCUGGCAUCACAGCCUUACAGGUGAAGAACAAGGCAGGUGAAUGGGUUAACGCUCCUCCAGUUCCAGGAAGCUUUGUGGUCAAUAUUGGUGACAUGCUCAAGUUGUGGACAAAUGGGCUUUACCAGCCAACUGCACAUCGGGUUGUCAACAGAAGCCGCACCUUUCGUGUCUCGGUGCCAUUCUUCUAUGAACCAAACUUUGAUGCAAGAGUGGAGCCUUUGGAAGCUCUGGUGAAGACCAUGGGGACUUCAGGUCUGGAGCCAGUGGUAUAUGGAGAUCACCUGUGCAAGAAGGUGUUUAACAACUUUGGAUAG